Messenger RNA from Jaculus jaculus (lesser Egyptian jerboa), 2087 nucleotides. RefSeq names its product G protein subunit beta 3 (gene Gnb3). Gene Ontology annotation, biological process: G protein-coupled receptor signaling pathway. NCBI's taxonomy places the organism in Eukaryota, Metazoa, Chordata, Mammalia, Rodentia, Dipodidae. The transcript is spliced from 10 exons. The record is from RefSeq and is a predicted model, not a curated record. The coding region runs from base 877 to 1899 and encodes 340 amino acids. Gene Ontology annotation, cellular component: cytoplasm; heterotrimeric G-protein complex. Gene Ontology annotation, molecular function: protein binding; signaling receptor complex adaptor activity.
CGGAGAGUCAUGGGGAGCAAGUGGGGAGCCAGACCCCAGCCUCGAAGCCAGAGACAGAGAUCCAUUCAUCCUCUUUGGAGUUCUUUCUCUGCCCAAAUCAGGGUCACAUCUUCCCCUUGGUCCUGUGCCCCUCUCCCCCAACCAGGAUCAGGCCCAGGGCAGCUGGUCGGGGCUGGUCAAGAAGGAUUAUCCAGAUCAGUCCCUUCUAAUCUCUGUUGCUGCCUGUACCCUCCUGCAAUCCUAGCCCUCUUCCCCAGCACCCUUGGUGAGGGAACACAGUUUAGGGUGUUGAUACCAGGGCCAUCUAUCACCCUUCUGCCCUGGCCUUGCAAAGCAGGCCCUGACUGCCAAGAUCAGGAUCACGGGUGGGGCCCUGGGCCCGUGGGCUACUGGAGCCACUCCUGCUUUGCCCCACUCCGGGGACCUAACCUGUAAUCCUCACAGCUUUGCCCUGAUCCCAGAGCCUGAUGCUCUUAUCUCUGCUCAUGGACUGACGGUGAGGCGGCAUCCCUCCUCCCGCCCCCUUCGAGCCGGUCUCCGGCCCACAGACCAGCCUCCCACCCCCCCUCCACCCGCGCCCAAGGCUGUGGAAGCCCCGCGCCUCCCUUCCUCCCUCCCGUCCCGGCCUCGCCCCCACCCGGGGCCAGCUGAUUGCAUUUGCCUGCCGUGGUCGUCUGGUUGCUGCUGGCUCUCCCCUUGCCUGCCAGGGCUCCCCCUCCUAGUUGGGGCCAGGCCAGGCCAGCUCCCCUGGCAGCAGAGAGGGGCAGGUGACGGGCAUCGCUGCGGAGGGAGUGAGGAGGCGCCGGGAAGCAGAGCUGGGAGCCCAGGAGAGGUCUAGCCAGAGCCCAAGAUCCGGAGCCCCUCGACCUGUCCACCAUGGGGGAGAUGGAGCAGCUGAGGCAGGAGGCGGAGCAGCUCAAGAAGCAGAUUGCAGAUGCCAGGAAGGCCUGCGUGGACAUCACUUUGGCAGAGCUGGUGUCUGGCCUGGAGGUGGUAGGGCGAGUCCAGAUGCGGACGCGGAGGACAUUAAGGGGGCACCUGGCCAAGAUCUAUGCCAUGCACUGGGCCACCGACUCUAAGCUGUUGGUAAGUGCCUCACAAGACGGGAAGCUGAUCGUAUGGGACACCUAUACCACCAACAAGGUGCACGCCAUCCCACUGCGUUCCUCCUGGGUCAUGACCUGUGCCUACGCUCCGUCAGGGAACUUUGUGGCAUGUGGGGGGCUGGACAACAUGUGCUCCAUCUACAGCCUCAAAUCUCGGGAGGGAAACGUCAAGGUCAGCCGCGAGCUCUCUGCCCACACAGGUUAUCUCUCCUGCUGCCGCUUCCUGGAUGACAACAACAUUGUGACCAGCUCAGGGGAUACCACGUGUGCCUUGUGGGACAUCGAAACGGGGCAGCAGAAGACCGUGUUUGUGGGACACACCGGUGACUGCAUGAGCCUGGCUGUGUCACCAGAUUACAAACUCUUCAUUUCUGGGGCUUGUGACGCCAGCGCCAAGCUCUGGGAUGUGCGGGAGGGGACGUGCCGUCAGACUUUCACAGGCCAUGAGUCGGACAUCAAUGCUAUCUGUUUCUUCCCCAAUGGAGAAGCCAUCUGCACGGGCUCGGAUGAUGCCUCCUGUCGCCUCUUUGACCUGCGGGCAGACCAGGAGCUGACUGCCUACUCCCACGAGAGCGCCAUCUGCGGCAUCACGUCGGUGGCCUUCUCGCUCAGUGGCCGCCUGCUCUUUGCAGGCUACGAUGACUUUAACUGCAAUGUCUGGGACUCCCUGAAGUGUGAACGUGUGGGAAUUCUCUCCGGCCAUGACAAUAGAGUCAGCUGCCUGGGGGUGACAGCUGAUGGGAUGGCUAUGGCCACUGGCUCCUGGGACAGCUUCCUCAAAAUCUGGAACUGAAGAGGCCGGAGGAAGGGCAGUGGAAUGCCCUGAAGAUCUGCAGCCGCUCCCAUGUCUUCUACACCCCAGGGCCAUUCCCACCGAGCUUCCUCCUCGGAGGGCGGGAGGGCGGCAGAAUGUGGGAGUGUGCCUUCGGGACCAUGAGGGACAAGUAACUGCCCGCCUCUUUCCAAAGCCUCCCCUCUCCC